Messenger RNA from Aspergillus eucalypticola CBS 122712, 342 nucleotides. RefSeq lists its product as uncharacterized. Bases 1 to 342 code for a protein of 113 amino acids. The transcript is spliced from 2 exons. The record is from RefSeq and is a predicted model, not a curated record. Lineage: Eukaryota; Fungi; Ascomycota; Eurotiomycetes; Eurotiales; Aspergillaceae.
AUGGACGAGCUCAACUCGAUCUCCGGCGCCGAAGCAGCAGGGAUCGCGCCGAUCGAAGUUCGCCGUCGACAAGUCGACCCAUCUCUUUUCCAGAAUCUGAUCGCCCCCUUCUCUCAACGAGGCGAUCCUCUUCGGGUCUGCGAUGUGCAACCGAUUCCCGCCACUAUUGCGAGUUUUCUUUUUCGUUCCCUUCCCCCUGGAAUCUGCAAUUGUGCUGCUGGCUCGUGUCCUCCGAACGGGCAGCCGCCGCUGGGUGGCCCCUACUACUGUACAGGAUAUCAUCUUUUGGACCGUGUGUUUCGGCCACCUACGUACUCCCAGAAGACUUGGGUGCAGUCGUAA